UUUCUUGUUCUGAUCAAAUCUUUCAAAUAAAUGGGGUUAUAUUCGUAUACAGCAUUUAUCUGUAAAAUGCGUUCACCAUGUUUAUGGAUUACGAGGAAUUCGCUAGCCUUCAAUUAGACAAGCCUGUGCCUGAUCUGAGAGUACGUAAUAUCACGCGUGAACGCGAUUUUCUAUGAACGAUCGACUCAUACUAUAAAUGUACGUUCCUAGAAUGAAGAGCAAUUAAAGAAGCACAGUUUAGAUCCUAAUUUGGAAAAAAGGCCUAUAGACAGAGCGCUUCAUCUUUUGGCGUAAGUGGAACUUAAAUAUACAUAUGAUAAUAAACCCGACUCGAUAACGAGUCACUUUCGCCGAAAAUGAAAACCGCGUCUUCCGUAUUACCAGGACACGCCUCUUUACAGAGAAGCGGCAUAUCCUUGGGGCAUGGUUAAUAAUAGUAAUUUUGCGCAUAGCGCUUCGACAAAUCACUGUACAAAACCUUGAAUUAAAUCACGUAAUCCCGUAUGAUUAUCGUAUCAAGGCUGCCACAGUAUCAUUAAUUAAUUUUAUAAAAUCUAGAUAGUGGUCUAUAGCAGAAGCACAGAUUGCACUUGCCGUACAGAUGAUACACAUCGAUGUUGUUACUUGGUUCAAUCUCAGAGUAAUAUUUAUUUCAGUUAUAAAACGAUAAUAAAUCUGUUAAAUAAUACAUAUUACGUGACAGUAGAUAAAAAUGUUUAUAUUUGGAUCUCGACGAUAUGAUCGAAUUAUACAAGUAAUUCGUGUCAUACUCGUUGCGUAACGAGCUAUAAAAAAAUAUCGCCGUUUUAAGCAGUGUUCUUUUUUAGAAACGCGAAACCGACGUACCUUAAAGCGAGAUGCAUCAUCGCAUGGGAAUCGCAAAAUAACUACAUCGAAUUGUCGAUUACACAACAUCGACUUACGAUCAACGCAUCCCGGUCUAUUGUAUUACGCGUUACGCGCAACGCAGCAUUACGUGUUUUUCAUUAGUGGCGUACGUAGGCCGCAUUCGGUCGGUUCCGGCAGAACUCGGUCUUGCUCGCUGUCUCGUAGGACAAGUCACAUAUAAUCGAUACCUUGGAGUCAGAGCCCAGUUUAGUUGUCAUCUACGUUCGGUCGUGUUGUUUUUAUUGCGUCAAGUGCGUCAUGAGAGUGCGUACGCGUGUAUCGUCGUUCACGUAAAGAAAUUAAUAUAUCGGUCCUCGCUGCUUUCUCGUGCGAUCGUUGAAUAAAAUGCGCUUUGAAAAUGUUGCAAGAGGAAGCUCUGUACAAGAGCACAUCUCCACGGAAAGGCGAUGAAAUUCAAAAACUCAAUUUUAUACAAACAUUACCAAGCCUCUUAGCCACAGACUCAGAAUCAUGUAUAACACGCGUGAUACCAAAAGUGCAGCAGUCACUGGCUACAGCAUCCACGGAAUUCCAUAUUGCAGCUUCAACAACAUUCAAAACGAUUCUAGAGCAGAAACUUGUGAACCAUAAUGUCUUCAGUCGAACAUUCCUUCAAAGUAUCUUAGAUUCCCUUGAAAAGCGUGAUCCAGUUAUCUGUCAUGCAUGGCUGGAGACCUUACUGGAUGUGAUAGAGUUACUGCCGGUAGAAGUCAUAAGAAAGCAGAUUCUGCCAUUGACUGUAAGCAAAGGGCAAUUGUCACAACCUAUCCACUCCAGGAUAAUAUGCAGCAAGAUAUUAGGAAAGAUUUGUACAAGAUUUGAAUCUGCUCUGAUACAGAAGGAAGUUCUACCAAUGGUACACUCCCUCUGUCAGGAUGUAAAUAGUGAAGUACGAGCUAGUAUCUGCUUGCAGCUACGUUUUGUUGCUGAAGGCCUUGGUGCUGAGUCUGUAAAAUCUGCUUUGCUACCAUCUUUCGUAGAAUUAGCAAGUGAUGAAGAAAGCAAUGUAAGAUGCGCCUCUGUACAAACAAUAGCGUAUUUGCUACCUCAUCUUCAGGAAGAUACAAUAAAAACUACCAUAGUGCCACUUGUUAAGAAAUUAUGUGAAAAUACACAAUCUGUACAGUCAGACGAUAACGUGAUAUGCGUCAUUGCCCAAGAAUUUGGAAAAAUUGUACUCGGCCUAGAAACAUGCUUAUUACCUACGGAAAAAACAUGGUUCGUAAAAUAUUUUCAACAACUUGCACAAAUGGGUAUUGUCUUAAUGAAAAAAGAAUCCAAGCCUCAUCUUCCAUUUAUGAAUAUUAAUUUUGACGAAGAUGAAAAAUAUGUAGAAUGCAGAAGGUGUUGCGCGUUUAAUUUGCCAGCAAUGUUCAUCUUUGUAUCAAAUUCCGUGGAUGAUACAGAUGCAUUACUUCUUACAUUCACUGCAUUGGCGAGUGAUCACUAUUAUUUGGUUCGGAGAACUGUAGCGUGUGGAAUCCAUGAAGUGGCCAAGGUGUUAGGUCCAAAAAGUGGACGGAUAAAAACAGAUCUAAUAAAAUUAUUGAAAGAUAACUCUGAAGAAGUUUUACAAGGUUUAAUUCCUCAUAUAGGAUUAACGCUUGAUUGCUUGGCUGAAAGUCAAAUUAUUGGAGUAGAUAAAAUGGAUUCCACUGUUAUGGAAAUUGGUAGAGCUCUAUUGAAAUGUGAGUCGGAAAUAGCAGCUACACAUAAUUGGAGAUUAGUGUCUUCAAUGCAUUCACAACUUGAGAUAUUGCCCAAAUACUUCCCAAGUGACUUUAUAUAUUCAUAUUUUGUGCCAAUGGCCUUUUUUAGAAUAUUACACGCUAGGCCAAUACCCGUUCGACUCUCCGCAGGAACUCUAUAUCUUUUCCUUUUACGUUAUAACAUGAAACCUAUGCAAAGGGUAGAACUUCGUAGCAAAUUGUAUUCAGAUUUAGCUAGUAAUCCGAAUUGUUAUGUGAGAAUGAUGUUCGUUCGUAUGAUGAUAGAGGCUUUGGAAAUUUUUUCUUCUGCAUAUUUCAAGGAACAUUUUUUUACUGCUUUAUUGAACUUGGCAGAAGAUCCCGUAGCUAACAUAAGAAUGAAAGUAAUUUCUCUGUUGCCUCAGUUAAAAAGUAUGCUGCGGAUGCCGGCCGAUAAAAAAUUAUUAACUUUGUUAGAAUCAACUAUAACGCAUUUAAUAAAUAGCGAAAAGGAUAGAGAUGUACUAGCCGAGUUGUCAUCCGUUAUAAAAAAAUUGGAUGAUAUAUCGCUUAAAUACGAAGGUCGAGCUGCAUCUGGAGCAGUUUCAAAACAGGGCACUGAAGAUAUUAGAAAGUUAGAGGAAGAGAAAAGAUUAUCAGGAAUGGCAAAUGGGAAAUCUCCAGGCGGAGGUGCUACAAUAAAGAAAGGGGGGUGGCGUCAUGCGACUGCCGAUUCCUCGUCAAAAACGAUGCCGCAAACAUCAUCGAAAGAUAGCAUAGGCUCACCUCGCCAAUCAAGCGACGGAUCAAAAGCGAGAAUUCAACUAACACAUCCUUGGGAAAGAAUAGGGCAUACCAACUCAAACAUUAGUACAACCCAUACUAACUUUGACAAUGGAUCGUGCAGUGAUUAUCUAAUGCAAAAGGCUCAGCAGAGUCGAUCGAAAUUAGCAUUGCCAUUUAUAUUGUGGCCGGAAACGUGCGAAUGCGACUAUGCGGAAGAAUACGCUUUCCAUUCUUGUCCCUCGUCCGAUUACGCGAGGUCUGUCUUCUUGGCGAUCAUGAGAGAGAAUCGGCGAAGAUCGCAGCAAAAUUUCCUACUAACCCGAGACUAUGCCCGCGAGUUUUCCACUAACAUUGCCAGCAAGGACACUGCCACUGUAAGAACGCUUGCAGCUCACUAUAACUCUUGUUGGCCUUGUAGCUCUAUGCCGGAGAUACCGGUAAUGCUGUCGGAUGACGAAUUCCUGGUAGACGCUGGUAUCAGGAUACCGGUACAGUUCUCUCAAAGCACCUCUAAGAUACCGCAUCUGCAAGAUUCCAUGUUUGGCAAGAGAAGAACUUCGUUCAACGUGAAUCAUGCUCGGCCUACCAGUAUGAAUUUCGACAAGGGAAAGCCUAAGAGAAACUCUUCCGUUGAAUACGAAGAUUGCAUGAAACGAAGAACGAAUGCCGAUCAGUCAGACGAUGUCAGAACUUCCAUCGAUUGCGAGGACGGAUUGAGACUGGUAAAAGAAAAUCAACAGCUGGGUAAGAAGGAUCCUGUAUACGUUGGCCCUUUGAUGAGAUCUAGAUUUGGAUUCGGUGUGAAUCAGGAGAGAACGAUGGACGACAAGAUGAAACGACGAAAUUCGUUAAUAAUGGAUAAAGACAAGCCGAAGGUUGUGCAGUCAAAGUGCACGUUGGACAGAACUAAAAGGAACUCGGUCAAUUUCGACAAGGGAAAGCCCAAGAGAAAUCUCUCCGCCGAGUACGAGGAUGGUAUAAAACGGAGAACCAACGGAACUAAUCAAGCGAAAGGUAUAAGAUUACGAUCGAUCGAUUACGAGGAUGGUUUGAGUCUAGUGAAGGAGAAUCAACAGCUCGACAAGAAGGAUCCAUUAUAUCUUGGGCCUCUGAUGAGAUCUAGGUUCGGGUUCAGCGUAAAUCAGGAUAGGUCGAUGGACGAUAAAAUGAAACGGCGGAACUCACUGAUAAUGGAUAAAGACAAGCCUAAAAUCAUACAGUCAAAGUGUAUGCUGGACAGGACUAAACGACACUCUGCGAAUUUUAGUUUAAAGAUGCUGGAUACGAAAGAGACUAAGCCUAUCUUGAAGGCUCAGCAUAGCUUAGACGUGGCCGACUAUACAUCUUCGGAACGUUUAAGCCGGGCUCUGAGACGAUAUUCGACCUUAGACGUGAAUCAUAAUCAGGGACAUAGUAAAAUACCCUUAAGAAAUUUUGUACGUCGUAGUAGAACCGCACCAGCUACCAGGGCUUCCAGCCCCGUAGGUUCGCAAUUAAGGUACGAGGAGAUCGACAAGCUGUGCCGAAAGUUCGAGGAGUACCAAUUGUAUUAGUGUAAUUACACAGAACGCAUUUAAGGUAUCGAGAAAUUAAAAUCUCCAUGUAAAAGGAGGGGGGGCGGGGGGGAAGAAAAUAACUGUAUGUGCUGGUUCGCAUAUUAUAAUUGCAAACAUGUUGUGUAUCGGAAAGAUAGAAAGUUUCGUGGGAUACUUUUUAUUUUGUGCAUUUUGAUCUUUUAGAAAAUCUGAAGUUCACAAAGUCUACGUUUUCCUUUAACGAAAUAACGGCGUAUUUAGAAACUGUUACGAGGUUGUCUCGACUAGUUUCGUUUCGUCCGUAGUUGACGAUCGUUUUUUUUUUUUUCACACGGCCUUAUACAUUUCUCACUUUUUAUUAACGAGUUUAACGAUUAAUUUUUCUAUUCGUGUGCAAUUGGUAAAAGGUAAAGAGGCCAAGGGAUAGAACUGUUGCGAUAUCUCAUUUAUUACCAUUAACGCGUGCUUUACACAAGAUAGUUUUUUAGUUAGUUUAUCUUGUCCAAAGUAUUUCCAUGUUAAAUUAUAGAAGAAAAAGUUUAUCUUUCGAUAUAUCGUUUGGAAAGAAUUCAUCGCGUGUUUUAGCGUUUGUACAAGUUUGUACAAGACACGCAUGCUUGAGUUGGAAGACUGUUUUAUUAGACGAUGCCGUAUCGCAGUUCGUAAGAGUAAAAAAUAAGACUAUUUUGCACUUUAAUUUUAUAGCUGCAUAUCUAAUACGUACUGCUCUAUCAAAGUUUACUCGCUAAUUGAAUAUAUUCUAAUAGAUUAUUGCAUUUAGGAAACUAUACAAAAGAGUUAACGAAAGAUAGAGUUUAAUUAACUUAGUAGCCAAUUGUAGGUCUAGUCUUGAAUAGUUAUAAAAAGCAGCUCUCGUUUUCCAACGUCCGUGAAAUGGCGUUUUUUAAACGUUCGAUACGAUUUUUAUAUUUCGCUUUUUUUCCGUUAUCGUUAUCUUCCUUUCAACGAAUUCAUUUAACGAAGGUAGAUAAGUUUUUACUAGGAUCUUUUACCGCAAUUUUUAUGACCUUUAUUGAUAUAGCAUGAAUUUACAGAGAACCAGCUUGGUACAGUAUACAUAGAUGCGCGUAUGUAUUAUACGUUAUUUGUAACAGACAGCGUUAUACUAAUUUAAUCGUUUUCCAUUGUUGUAUCGCGUUGCGUAGAGACCGUUGUAUACUAGUUAUCGUAAUUUUCGAUUUAUUUACAAACAUCGACACGAACGAUUAAUUUUUAUUCGAAGAAGGAGUGAACUGACGAGAAACGAAAAAAAAAAAAACAAAAACAAAAAAACAAAAUCUUUUUGAGCGCAACUUUAGGGACUCUCGAUUCCCCGAUUCCCUCUAAACACGUUGAACGAUUAUAAUUAUUCUCUUAUAUAGCGGACUGGAGUUACUGUUGUGUCUUAAAACGAGAAAUAUCUACGAAAAUAUCAUACAGUCUUACAGAGAAAAAUCACGCAUAUAUUAAUAUAUAUAUAUAUGUAUAUAGACUGACCAAGACAAUUUAGCGAAUGUCUAAUUAAUAAAGUAGCAUCGAGGGAGGGAAGAGAAGUUAAUAAAUUUAUCAUGGAACGAAAUAACGACAAGAGGUGUACAACUGUACAGCAUAGGAAGGGCACGUAUAAUAUCUUCGCAGAAUAUUUUCAUUGAGCUUUUAAUAAAUGUAUUUUGGGAUGAAGGACGAAAAGAAUUGAAAUGAAGGAUAAUAAGACGCUUCGAAGCCAAAGAUGUUAUCUAAACGAUACGAUUAAGUAUCAACGUACAAACCCUUAAAGGCAUUAUGUACUUGUAUCAUGUACAUAUACUAUGUAAGCUUGACAGUGCAAGUGCCAUUGAAUAGACGCUGGAGACUUCAACGCCUGAAAAGAGGGUGACCGUACCGUCGAACGAUGAAUUUACGGUGAAACUUGGAAAAAUAACGCCCAAAAUACAUGUAUCGUGCAACUAAUACGAUAUUCACGUCCGAUAUUUAAUAUCACGGUCUCGAUACGUUGCUCGAAUAAAGAAAGAUUAUAGUAGUUACAUAGUAGACUUAUAUAAAAAUAUUGUUCAAGAAUCGAGGCAUCGACUAAUUCUUCUUAUACGUAUUAAUAGCUCGUUCGUUACGCUCGAUGCUUGUCCGUUUAGUUUCGACCUCUCGUCAUCUUUCGUUCGUUUCUCCGAUCGUAUUUCCGAGGAUAACAACUCGAUUUUAUAUAGAACGUUUUUGAAUAAUCGCUAGUCAAUCCGUUUUUCGCGAGAUUCGCCUGUAUAGCAGUUAAUCGUUAUUUGAUUUUACCGUCGAUUUUACGAGCAGGAUGAUAUAGUUUUUUUUUUCUUCUACAAGCUACCGAACAUCGAGAAUAGAUCACACUCUUUACGCUUAGGGACUAGAAAGAGACGCAAUUUACCGAUCGAUUGUUGCCGCGUAACGAUAUUAAUUAUUUUGUUAUAAUUGUAAGAUCGUACGGCUACCGACUUAUAUAUGUAUAAUAACAUAGCGAAGCUUGUUGUAUUAUUUUUAUAGGAAACUUUAGGGUAGCGUCAGCCGUACGAUUUCGCGAGGUCUAAUGACAAACACGGAUCCAAUGAUACUCGUAUCUAUCGAGUACAGACAUUUCUCGAUAGAAAUUUCUAUCCUUCUACGACGCGUUGAGUUUAUAGAAAGAGCGUGUGUGUGUGUGUGUGCGCGCGUGUUUCGCAUAAUCGUACGGUUGUUGGUUAACCAUGCGACGAAAAAAAAAACUUCUUUUUUAUAGGAAAUCUUAGAAUAUACUAUAUAUAUAUACACACACGCUAAGUAUACAUGAUUUAAGAAAAAUUGAACAAAUUGUUAAAUGUGCAACUAUAGGAUCAGCCGUAGCGCGGGGAGGCGCAGUUUGAAGAAAAGCAAGCGAAAGUAGAAAACGAAGAAGGUUUACUCGGGCAUGUUUAGAAGGAUAACUAGGAAAACGCAGGGAGAAAGUAAAGUUUCUCGAACGUCGAAUUUUCGCCAAGAAAUAAUCGCUUAAAAUGCUGCUCCUUAUUUUUGUACAGAUCUCUUACCGUGUACGUUAAUAUUAACUUUUGUGCCAGAAAGUAAAAAAAAAAAAAAUACGCAGUAUAUUAUAUAUAAGAAGUACACACACUCGUGCUACGCUCGUUUUACGUAAUUGUUAUCUUACGUAUUCGUUUCUUUAUAUACGUAGAGGGAAAGGAUAAAAAAAAAAGAAAAGGGAAGAAAUGAGAAAGAAAGAGACGAGCGCUUUUAUCGCUGACACUGUUAUAUAUAUUAUACAUAUUGUUACGUAUAUCGCGUACGUAAACGUCGUAAAUCGAGAAUACUCUCGAGAGAUAGAAUCUUUUCGAUUCUGGAUAAACGUCGGUCGUCGACCGUAUUAAAAAACGAACAACGGCGUGGUGAUUAUCGAACGAAAAAGAAAGAAAGAAGAGAAGCACGUCGUGCGUCAAUUGAAUUUAUCGCGUUAGAAACUGUUAGGGAAAAAAAAGAUCGAACGCUAUGGCCUGCGUGUUUCUUUCGGGAAGGAGUAAUCUGUGAUGACAAACAAAAAAAAUAAAGUAACAUAAAAUAAAGAUACAUAUUUAAACGCGAGAACAAAGAGGAAACAAAUAAAUAACGCGAAGAGUCGUUCACGUCGCGCAUGAUGAACGAUGAAAUUCGUCGAACGAUAUUUUUAUUACUCGUAACUGCUCCCGUAAAGAAUAAGGAAUGUUACAAACAGAGAGAAGUGUAUUUUUGUGAGGUAUACCUGUAAGAAACAAAACAAAAAUCUAGUUAAAUGUGAAGAGACUAAAGAACAACGCGAUCGUAGAUUAUAUUGGCUCUGUCGAUAUUAUACAUCUGUUUUAAUAUACGUUACGAACAAUAAAUCGAACCUUUUUUGUUACACAA
Messenger RNA from Bombus huntii, 8770 nucleotides. Its product is annotated as serine/threonine-protein phosphatase 4 regulatory subunit 4-like. The coding region runs from base 1247 to 4915 and encodes 1222 amino acids. Gene Ontology annotation, molecular function: protein binding; protein phosphatase regulator activity. Gene Ontology annotation, cellular component: protein serine/threonine phosphatase complex; cytosol. The record is from RefSeq and is a predicted model, not a curated record. The transcript has 16 exons. NCBI's taxonomy places the organism in Eukaryota, Metazoa, Arthropoda, Insecta, Hymenoptera, Apidae.